GCUGGGGACCAUAUGCAACCCACGCGCGAGGAUGACUCUUCCCCGGCCAGCAGAUCAUGAACGAUUAUUAUCAAAUGCCAGAUGAUCCAGCUCGUACAACGACCAAGAAAUCACGGAUGUCUGGGCGAGUGAAGAAGGGGUUGUUUGUGCUGGGUGCUCUUGUCAUCGUAGGCGUCGUCGUCGCCAUUAUUUGCGUCGCUGUGCUGCCGUCUUCACCAGAUGACAAGGAUGACGAUCAUCCGUUCCUCUGUGCAAUGUCAAAGGAUCCGUUCAGCUAUAAUCACGACGACGUUGACGGUCCUCCCCACUGGAUGCACAUCUCGGAGAACACACGCUGCUGCGGAGGAACCCAUCAGUCGCCUAUCGAUCUACUGCGGAAAGAUCUGACGUGUACAAAACUCUCCAACAUCAGCUACAACACUGACAGACAAGGCGCUCUGCCAGGCAGUCUCAAGAACAAUGGUCAGGGAGCAACUCUGUCCUUCUCCAGUGAGGAUUUGGUCACUGACGACUUCCCCUUCACCAACGGCGACGACUUCGCCCUGGUAUCUAUGCACUUCCAUGAACCAUCGGAGCAUCAUAUCAACGGAACCUUCAGGCCGGCAGAGUUGCAUCUGGUCCACUACAACAAGAAGUAUGGCAACAUCACAGAAGCCAUACACAUGCAUGAUGGGCUGGCUGUGAUUGGGAUCAUCCUCGAGCAGGACAACGUAUCCAAUAAUGCUGCCCUCAACACUCUCAUUGACGGGAUAUCAAACCUCGGCAGCCCUCAGAGUAAAGUCAACGUGACCAUUGACCCCCGUGAGCUCCUCCUGCAGGCAGGGGGGUUCUAUACGUACAAGGGAUCGCUCACCAACCCGCCCUGCUCGGAGUCUGUCAGAUGGGUCGUCAUGAAGAAUGCUAUACAUACCACGGAGGCAAACGUACUUAUACUGAAGUCACUUGAGGUCUUCAGCGGCGGCACUCUCACCACCUACGGCAACGAACGACACGUGCAACCUCUCAACGGUCGGACUGUCCACUCCAACACGUGUUGAUUUUGUGUUUUGGUAGCAUGUUCAUUGUUCCAGGAACAUGUUUCUCUGUCAGUAGGUUACUUUGUCUCUUGAUGUUAACUGACAGUUGUUGUUUCACGUAUAUUUUCUUAAACGACUUCCGCGAACGUCGCAGUUGUAGGUCCUUGGCGUAACCUUGAUGGCUAGGACGCCAUGAAUGAAGAAGGCGGGGUCAGAAGGUUCGGUUUGCACAUUCACUAUUUAUAACACGUGUCAGGAGUUUCUCCACAGCGGUUGUGAACAGAUUCAGUCAUAAAUCUUAAUUUCCUCUUAAGGUUACUUAAACAAAUAUUCCUGUUUCUCAUGACAUUAUUUUCAAAACUGUCGGUAAAGUUUAGUUGAUUUGUUAAGUUUCUUUCCUAAUAAGGUAACAAAUGUAACAUGUAACUUGGAAUCUGGCGCAAAAACGAAAAAAAGGAUUAAAACGGCGCUAAACAAGUAAGAAACUUAUUGUGCUGAGUAUUUACAGAUUGAACUUUGGGGAGGUUGUCAUGAGAAUCAAGAAUCUAUUUUUAUAGGCCAAUAUAUAACCAUCGUAAUUAUAAGCUGUUGAAAUGUAAUCAUGUAUAUUCUUGUAUAUGAUGUGUCUUCCUUAUAUCAAAUCAAACAGUAUUCCUAUUGAUCCAAGUAUUCCUGUGAAUGCCUACAUACUCCGAAUUUCUUCCAAUCCUUCCAAAUGUUUCCAACAAAAUGUACAACGAUUUCUGGUUUAUAUAUUUAAUACUCAGCCAGAUGUUAUAUUUAGGAGGGCGUGUUAGUCUAUGUACGUUUACGAUAUGAUGUAAUAACACAUAUGCAAUUUACCUAUUCAACUCAGCAUUGACUUACUCUCGACCUUCGAAGGGUUGGUCUGCAUUGUUAAUAAUUGUUAUAUUAAAGCCUGAUAUUCCAGUUUACACAUGCCUAUCGCAGCCUCUGCCAAUAGGUGGCGCCACUCACAUCGUGUUCGUUGUCAUGGUUACGCUUCUAGCACAUGUCUUGUAGUUAGCUCUUCAUCUGAUGAAUGAUAUACUUUCACCAUCUUGAUAUAACUGACGCGAUACUCAUAUACUGAUGGCGUAAAAUAAGAGAACGUAUAUGAACAGAAAGGAUGUUUAACACAACAUCCACAGUUUCACGAUGAUAGCCGAUGAUGACCAAUGAUGGUCCUGCUUAUUCUGUUGAUAUUCAUCAGAUAUAUUGUAAACAUAGGUAUACUUGCUCUCUUAUUUUUACCAUCGGUAUAUUUUUGGGGGGCAGCCUCGUUUCCUAAGUCUCGAAUUCAUUGUUUACCUACAAAAUCGGGCGGCAACACGCAAGGCAUAUCUGGAAAACCACGUAAGAUUCUGCACUCAUGCAAAUUUCCCCUUGAAACGUAUGCGCAAAUGGUAAUUUCCGGCAAUGUACGAGUAACGUAUUGGCACCGUUACAUUGAUCAGUGAAGCAGAUCCUAUUUCUGUUUUGGACAAAAACCUGCAGAAUAAUCUCCACACAUCGUUCAUUAUACCAACCAGUGGUACUUAGAAUUGCCAAUGACAAAUGGAAACAUGCGGCGUAAAACAACACAUAUCUGGAAAAUGAGGCUCCAGAGAGGUAUCGGCGUCACUGCGUAUUGUUAUAUUUCUCUGUCAUUUCUAUCAGUCGUUAUUUCCAUUGUUUUACUGGUAGCCGUUGUUUGUCUCUUAUAGGCGGUCACCCAGUUUAGAAGCUAACAACGAAACCUGUACAUAGACAAACUGGUUCGUCGGAAUUUGCACGCCUUUAUAAUUUAGAAACGAAGACCAUACUGAUGCUUUUUCGGAUUGUUUAAAAAAACUGUCGGGCAAAAGAAAGAAUACAAGAGAAAAUUGGAUUUGACCAAACAAAGAUCAAAUCGGUAGAAGAUUAAAGUUAAGACAUCGCCAUCUAAUAUGCCAUUUUUGUUUGUUUUUAUCACUGUUUGUAAUCCAUGAAGGCGCAAACAACGGGGACCAGUUCAAUAAUUUCUUCGUGUUGCUUCCGUCACUGCAUAUUUCCAGUAGGCCACGAAUAUCUUCGUGUAAAUAAAGUCGUUUUACCAA
Molecule: messenger RNA, 3094 nt
Organism: Haliotis rubra (blacklip abalone)
Lineage: Eukaryota; Metazoa; Mollusca; Gastropoda; Lepetellida; Haliotidae
Product: carbonic anhydrase 1-like
Exons: 7
Coding region: 57-1037 (326 amino acids)
Molecular function (GO): carbonate dehydratase activity; zinc ion binding
Source: RefSeq, a predicted model, not a curated record